Molecule: messenger RNA, 1419 nt
Organism: Syzygium oleosum
Lineage: Eukaryota; Viridiplantae; Streptophyta; Magnoliopsida; Myrtales; Myrtaceae
Product: chaperone protein dnaJ 10-like
Exons: 10
Coding region: 168-1187 (339 amino acids)
Source: RefSeq, a predicted model, not a curated record
UGCAUAUUUAGUGCUUCAUCAUUGAUUUCCACCGCACUCUUCGAAUCACAUCAGGAUCUGCUCCGUACCCGAGCUCUGUUGCCCCUCGAUCGAUCCGGUUCGUUCUUCUUCUUCUUCGAUCCGUUCGUGUUUCUGCGCGUUUUCGGCUUCAACCUGGGAGAGGGGAGAUGGUGAAGGACAUGGCGUAUUACGACGUCCUCGGCGUGAGCGUGGAUGCUUCGGCGGCUGAUAUUAAGAAGGCUUAUUACCUCAAGGCUCGGCUGGUUCAUCCAGAUAAGAAUCCUGGAGAUCCAAAAGCAGCAGAGAAUUUCCAGAUGCUUGGGGAGGCCUAUCAAGUCCUGAGUGAUCCUGAGAAGCGUGAGGCAUAUGACAAGCAUGGAAAGGCAGGAGUUACUCAGGACGCUAUGGUGGACCCCUCAGCUGUGUUUGGGAUGCUUUUUGGGAGUGACCUAUUUGAAGAUUAUGUUGGGCAACUUGCAUUGGCUUCUUUAGCUGGGGUUGAAGUUGAAGAAGAUUCCCAGGAUCCGGAAGUCCGUGAGCAGAAAGUUCGGGAAAAAAUUAAGGUGCUGCAAAACGAAAGGGAAGAAAAACUUACAAAUAUUUUAAAGGAUCGCCUUCAGCCUUUCGUUGAAGGUCAAACAGAAGAGUUUGUGAAAUGGGCAAAUUCAGAAGCAAGACGCCUCUCUAAAGCAGCUUUUGGAGAAGCCAUGCUUCAUACUAUUGGUUAUGUUUACACGCGAAAAGCUGCAAGAGAACUUGGAAAGGAUAAACGAUAUAUGAAGGUCCCCUUUCUAGCAGAAUGGGUUCGAGAUAAGGGGCACCAAAUAAAAUCGCAAGUGAUGGCAGCUUCUGGUGCUGUGUCUUUGAUUCAAAUACAGGAUGAGCUGAAACAGUUGAAUGAAGAAGAAAACAAAGAAGAGAUUAUUCUAAAAACUCUUGAAGACAAGAAGGAUGCCAUGCUUAAUUCACUCUGGCAAAUUAAUGUGGUUGAUAUAGAGUCAACAUUAUCGCAUGUCUGCCAAGUAGUUCUUAAAGACCCUAAUACUUCCAGGGAUGUUCUCAAGCUUCGUGCUAAAGCUUUGAAGAAGCUCGGGACAAUCUUUCAAGGUGCUAAGUCUGCUUACAGUAGAGAGAACAGCCUGCGACAUGAGGGUGACAUCAAAGCAGACGAAGCUUCAAAAUCAUAAUGUUCUUUUUACCCAGCAUCUUUCUUGUAUGUAUUUAACUUCUCUCUUGUAGUGGACAAUCUUUAAGCCUUCUGGUCAUUGUAUUUUUUUCAAGCAUGGCCUUCUGACAUGAUUGGAAUUUAGCAUAAGUAGUGUGUUCAAAGCUAGUCUUUUCUAUUGAACAUAAUUGUAGCUUGGCAGUUAUUAUUACUUUUCAUGAAAAAGUGAUGGCAGCAUGUCUCUUGACUUCUAA